Messenger RNA from Diabrotica balteata, 327 nucleotides. Lineage: Eukaryota; Metazoa; Arthropoda; Insecta; Coleoptera; Chrysomelidae. The record is from the annotation of a GenBank genome assembly.
AUGGAAGCGGCUCGAUUAGGACUAAGUGAAUAUCAUGCAGCCACACUAUCGCGAGCUGGCUCUAGUCUUACUUUACCAAUGGAUCCCUGGUUAUCGCCACCGCUGCUUUCGGCUCUUCCAGGUUUCCUUAGUCACCCGCAAACUGGUUACCCAAGUUAUCUUACCUCUCCCAUCGCCACAGACCCUGGAAGACCUCCGAUGGCGCACUCUCAUUCUCAUUCGCCAAACAACACACCACCCGACCUUAGAACAACAUCUAUAGCAGCUCUACGUCUCAAAGCAAAAGAGCACGUUGAAAAUAUCACUAAAGGUUUACAAAUGGUUUAA